Molecule: messenger RNA, 1077 nt
Organism: Gryllus bimaculatus (two-spotted cricket)
Lineage: Eukaryota; Metazoa; Arthropoda; Insecta; Orthoptera; Gryllidae
Source: the annotation of a GenBank genome assembly
GGGCGCUGCGUCUGCCCCACCGAACACGGCUACCGCCUGCAGGCCGGACGCUGCGUCAAGACCACCGGCGACACUCCGGAGUGCGAGGUGGACGAGCACUGCCCCGACUACCGCUUCUGCAACCCCAACUCCAAGACGUGCGACGACCCCUGCACGGCCAACUCGUGCGGCGUCAACGCCUUCUGCAACGCCACCAACCACCAGGCGCACUGUCAGUGCCUAGUGGGCUACACCGGAGACCCCUCCGUCUACUGCAACAUGACCACCAACUUCCGCACCGACUUCCCGCGGCCCGAGAUGGAGGUGAGCUGCCUGUCGGACGGCGUGCAGGUGCAGAUCCACAUCGCCGAGCAGGGCUUCAACGGCGUACUGUACGUCAAGGGCCACAGCAAGGACGAGCAGUGCCGCCGCGUCGUCACCAUGCCGGCCAGCGCGCCCAUGCGCACAGAGGUCUUCAAGGUCAACUUCGGCAACUGCGGACUCAUCCACGUCAACGGCCAGGCGAGCUUCGUGCUGGUGAUUCAGAAGCACCCCAAGCUGCUGACGUACAACGCGCAGGCGUACCACAUCAAGUGCGUGUACCAGACCUCCGAGCAGAACGUGACGGUGGGCUUCAACGUGUCCAUGCUGACGACGGCCGGCACCAUCGCCAACACCGGCCCGCCCCCCACCUGCAUCAUGCGCAUCGUCACGCAGACCGGCCAGGAGAUCAGCGCCGCCGAGAUCGGAGACAACCUGCAGCUGCAAGUGGAGGUCCAGCCAGCCAGCAUCUACGGCGGCUUCGCGCGCAGCUGCAUCGCCAAGACGAUCGAAGACAACGUGGAGAACGAGUACGUAGUGACGGACGAGAACGGCUGCGCCACCGACCCCACAAUCUUCGGCGAGUGGGGCUUCGAUGCGUCCGCGCAGACGCUCGAGGCUAGCUUCAACGCCUUCAAGUUCCCCAGCAGCGAUAACAUCCGCUUCCAGUGCAACAUUCGCGUCUGCUUCGGCAAGUGCCAGCCGGUAAGUGGACACGCCCCGCGCCGCACGCCUUCCAAGGCGCCGGAUCAACGCAACUUCGUCGAGACCGGAGUA